Molecule: messenger RNA, 3914 nt
Organism: Syzygium oleosum
Lineage: Eukaryota; Viridiplantae; Streptophyta; Magnoliopsida; Myrtales; Myrtaceae
Product: DNA repair protein RAD5A
Exons: 20
Coding region: 243-3356 (1037 amino acids)
Molecular function (GO): hydrolase activity, acting on acid anhydrides, in phosphorus-containing anhydrides; nucleic acid binding; ATP binding
Source: RefSeq, a predicted model, not a curated record
UCGCGCACUCUUUUCUCGCUUUCGCUUCCGACUUCAACCCCGGCCCGCCAUUUUCAACGCCUCCCGCCUCUCAUCGCUGUCGAUGCAAACACGGUCCCUUCGAAAAUUCCUUAAACUUCUCGGAUUCCGGACCUGCGAAUUCCUCGCUUGAUCCGAAGGAUCCUCGCUCCGUCCCUCGAUCGGCGGGUUCGAUUCGCCCGAGAUUGCGAUUAGGGCUCGGGGUUGGUGCUCGCGUCCGCCGGAUGGGGAGCAAGGCGACGGACGAACUGCUGUCGACCGUCCGGUCCGUCGUCGGCGCCGAUUUCUCGGACAUGGACAUAAUCCGAGCCCUGCACCUGGCCAGCAACGACGCCACGAGGGCCAUCAACAUAAUCUUCGACACCCCCAAUUUCAAGACGAGGGAGCGGCCUCUGCCCCGGAGGAAUCCCGGGGUCGCGAAUCGCAACUCGGGCUCCAGGAGCGGCGGCGUGAUCUCGAAAGGGAGGCCGGACGAAGGAGGUCGCGGGCUGGAUGGUCCGGGCGGCGGGGCGACGGAUGGAGCGGUUUUGAGAGAGGAUGUUGAAGAUGGCAGAGAAUCAUCAGGGGCGGCGGAGAGCGAGUGGUGGUUGGUCGGGUGCGGCGAAGUUGCUGGGCUCUCCACCUGCAAGGGGAGAAGAGUGAAGCCUGGGGAUAAGCUGACUUUUACAUUUCCGCCGAAGCAGAGUGCCGCGUCGCCUUCGCCGGGAAAAUUUGGUAAAGGACGGAGCGCUGCAGCUUGUUCGGAGAUUGUGAGGUUUUCGACGAAGGAAUGCGGAGAGCUUGGUCGAAUUCCGAAUGAGUGGGCUCGGUGUCUCGUGCCGCUAGUGAGAGAUCAGAAGGUGAAGAUCGAGGGAUGGUGCAAGUCUGCUCCCGAAAUGUUGGGCAUCAUGGACUCGAUUUCGAUAUCAAUAAGUGUGUACAUCAAUAGUUCUAUGUUCCACGAGCAAAAGCAGGCCUCGCUCAAGGCAGCUAGUAAUGUUGCUGAUGAAUCUGUGGUACAUCCCUUCCCAAAUCUGUUCCGAUUGCUGGGCCUAGCACCAUUCAAGAAGGCUGAGUUGACUCCCAAUGAUAUGUUCCCAAGGAAACGGCCCUUAGAAUCAAAGCUUAGCUCUGGUCUUCCAAUCCCUUUGUCACGACCUAAUAAGUCUCAUAAUCCAUGUCAAAACGGAGAUGAAGCUGAAAAUGAGGAGCCCAUAUCAGAUUCUGAUGUCGACAGGAUAGUUGGUGUCGGAGAUAAUCUUGAUUUGGAGGAGAUGGAUCCUCCAUGUACACUUCACUGUGAACUUCGUCCAUAUCAGAAGCAGGCUCUUCACUGGAUGGUCCAACGGGAGAAGGGACGCUGCAUGGAUGAGGCGGCGACUACACUUCAUCCAUGCUGGGAGGCAUAUCGUUUGGCAGACAAGUAUGGCAUGAGGGAUCUUGUUGUUUAUUUGAAUGCGUUCUCAGGGGAUGCUACGAUAGAAUUCCCAAGCAUGCUACAAAUGGCUCGAGGAGGAAUUCUGGCAGAUGCUAUGGGUCUUGGGAAGACCAUCAUGACUAUAGCUCUCCUCCUCACUCAUAAGGGAAUAGGUGAAUCUUUGGGCAGUCAGAACAUAACUCAACCGCUUAAUGAAGGUGCUGAAACUGCAAACACGUUAGAGCAGUCUCCAAAUCCAUCCAAGAGGGAAAUCAAGUUCUCGGGCUUCAACAAGUUGAUGAAGCAGAGGAUGUUGAAUGGUGGCUGUCUGAUUGUAUGUCCAAUGACUUUGCUAGGCCAGUGGAAGGCCGAGAUUGAAACUCAUGUGCAACCUGGGUCUCUCUCUGUAUAUGUUCAUUAUGGACAAAGUCGACCAAAGGAUGCAAAGCUCUUAGCACAAAGUGACGUUGUAGUCACUACAUAUGGUGUUUUAGGCUCUGAAUAUUCUGGAGAGAAUUCUGGGGAGAGUGGGGUGCUUUUCUCAGUUCAGUGGUUCAGAGUGGUUCUUGAUGAGGCACAUACUAUAAAAUCCUCAAAGAGCCAAAUUUCUAUGGCUGCUGCUGCCUUAGUUGCCAAUUGCCGGUGGUGUCUGACUGGUACCCCCAUUCAGAACAGUCUUGAGGACAUCUACAGUCUUCUUCGGUUUCUGAGAGUGGAGCCUUGGGCCAACUGGGCGUGGUGGAAUAAACUCAUCCAAAGACCAUUUGAGGAAGGGGACGAGAGGGGCUUGAAACUGGUGCAAACAAUCUUAAAGCCGAUUAUGCUGAGAAGAACAAAGUUAACCACAGAUCGAGAAGGAAGGCCUAUUCUAGUUCUUCCUCCAGCUGAUGUUAAGAUCAUUUAUUGUGAAUUGAGCGAAGCUGAAAAGGACUUCUACGAAGCACUUUUUAAAAAAUCGAAGGUCAAGUUUGAUCAAUUUGUUGAGCAAGGCCGGGUUCUUCACAAUUAUGCUUCGAUAUUGGAGUUACUUUUACGUCUUCGCCAAUGUUGUGAUCACCCAUUUCUUGUGAUGAGUCGAGGGGAUACACAGGAAUAUGCUGACCUGAAUAAGCUAGCGAGACGUUUCUUAAAAGGAAGUCUGAGUGUCCUGGAUGAGGGGAACAGUAAUGCACCAUCGCGGGCUUAUGUUCAAGAGGUCAUGGAAGAGCUCCGCAAGGGGGAAGUAGGAGAAUGCCCGAUAUGUCUUGAAGCCUUUGAAGAUGCAGUUCUAACAUCUUGUGCUCACCGCUUAUGCAGAGAGUGUCUUUUGGCAAGUUGGCGUAAUUCAAAUUCUGGUUUAUGUCCUGUUUGUAGGAAAACUAUCACUAGACAAGAUUUGAUCACGGCACCAACUGAAAGUCGUUUUCAAGUUGACAUUGAGAAAAACUGGGUUGAAUCAUCCAAAGUUUCUGCUCUCUUGCAUGAACUUGAGAACCUUCGGUCUUCAGGCUCAAAGAGCAUUGUUUUCAGCCAAUGGACUGCCUUUUUGGACCUUUUGCAGAUUCCUCUUUCUCGAAAUAAGUUUCCAUUUGUUCGUCUGGAUGGGUCUCUCAGUCAGCAACAGCGUGAAAAUGUGAUUAAACGGUUUUCAGAGGACAAUGAUAUUCGGGUCUUACUGAUGUCAUUGAAGGCUGGUGGGGUGGGAGUAAAUUUGAUAGCUGCUUCCAAUGCUUUUGUCCUGGAUCCAUGGUGGAAUCCAGCAGUGGAGGAACAAGCUGUCAUGCGCAUUCAUCGUAUUGGGCAAACAAAAAGUGUGAUGAUCAAACGGUUCAUUGUGAAGGGAACGGUUGAGGAGAGGAUGGAAGCAGUGCAAGCACGCAAACAGCGAAUUAUAUCCGGUGCUUUGACGGAUCAAGAAGUUCGCACGGCACGUAUAGAGGAGCUGAAGAUGCUUUUCACAUAGUCCUCACAAAAUUCCCAUUCUAGUGAUUUUUUUGAGAUGACUUGGAGCUAGAAAGCCAUGAAGAUCCAGAUUUCUCAGAAACCAGCAUAGUAAAAGAAUCCUCGCUUUGCUUUGCUGUGAAAGAAGUUGGGCUAUCUAGGCUCGCUAAUUCUAGAUUUAUCAGGCUCCGGUUGGAGGCAAGUCUGAUAAGGUCAUUCGGGGCCAUGGAUGUUUCAUAAGUUAAUGGAGAGGAAAUCAGAGCAGGCUUUGAUGCAAUUGGUUUUUCAUGGAUAUUUGGGGGGUUCCGGUUCCCGUUCUUGGUAGGACUGAACUCGAGAACAGUUGUAUGGGAGCGAGACGUGGGAAAACGUUGAAAUGAAGGGUCGGGUGGAUUUUGUAUGUUCCAAUAUAGCUUCAUUUCGACAGAAUCAACAUAUUGCGAUUCGUCGUCGAAAUAAUUGCAUUAUUUUCUCGAAAGUCGAAUGUAAAACAUGUUGUCUUGGUGCCUCGGCUUUGUACAGGCUUAAGCAUAUGAUAUGCGCAAGCUUAUCUCAGUAAGACGAUCGUAUGGUGUUAUAA